Messenger RNA from Closterium sp. Naga37s-1, 909 nucleotides. NCBI's taxonomy places the organism in Eukaryota, Viridiplantae, Streptophyta, Zygnematophyceae, Desmidiales, Closteriaceae. The record is from the annotation of a GenBank genome assembly.
AUGGCUUCGCUUAGGGUUCUCGCGUUCGAUCAUGAGGGCAGACCGGUUCAUUUUGACACGUGGCUCGACGACCUGCAGCUGUACCUACUGAGCGAUUCUAAGGGCAGUGUUUCGCUGUUUGACCAUACGUCAGGCGCCGCUCCUGCCCCUCCCGACACAGCUGACACCGAAUGUGCCCACUUUGGACAGCACAGGACAGCACAGGCACUGUACGACGCUGUAGUCACUCGCUACUCCUCGCCUGCCAUUGCUGCUCUAGGCCCCCUGCUUCUGCCCUACCUGUUCCCCGAGCUGUCCACCUUUACCACGGUAGAGGACCUUGUUUCCCACCUGCGCACUAGUGAUGCUCGCUACCGCGCUACCGUCCCUACUGAGUUCCUUGACAGGAACCAGCCCCCGAUGUUCAUCACCCUCUACUUCAUCGUCACUCACCUCCCUGACUCUCUUCGCUCUGUCAGGGACCACUUUCUCUCACUUGACCCCACCUCCCUCACUGUUGACCAACUCGAGCAACACCUCCUCACAGCUGAGACUAGUGCGGUUGUUGUAGGUGCUGCUCGCGGCACUCCGCGCCCGCCCUUCGUUGAGGGGUGCUCCCCCUCCCCCCUUGCCCCCUCUUACGCCUCUGCUGCUGCUGCAGACGUCCCUCGUGUUGAGGACGUCGGAGCUGCUUCUGCUAGUGCAAAGCGCCGCAGCGGCAAGGGCAAGGGUAGCAAGGGUGGUGGAGGGGGCAGCGGGAGUGGUGGUGGGGGCAGCAGUGGAGGUGGUGGAGGCAGCGGAGGUGGUGGCAGCAGUGGGAGUCGUGGCGAGGGUGGGGGUGUUGGUGGCGGCGGUGGAGGCAGCAGUGGGAGUGGCGGCAGUGGCGGCGGUGGGACUGGUGGCGGUGGGACUGGCAGCAGCGGCGUCUGA